Molecule: messenger RNA, 1310 nt
Organism: Cyprinus carpio (common carp)
Lineage: Eukaryota; Metazoa; Chordata; Actinopteri; Cypriniformes; Cyprinidae
Product: grpE protein homolog 1, mitochondrial-like
Biological process (GO): protein folding; protein import into mitochondrial matrix
Cellular component (GO): PAM complex, Tim23 associated import motor
Molecular function (GO): adenyl-nucleotide exchange factor activity; protein-folding chaperone binding; protein homodimerization activity
Source: RefSeq, a predicted model, not a curated record
GUACGGCAGGCGUGUAAGAACAGGAGCUGUGAUUGGUUGAAUGAGACACCCUCGCUCUGCAGGACUCUCAGCGUGGACAUUGAGUGACGAUGGCGACCUGGUGUGUGCGUGCGAUCAGACAGAGCUCUUCUAUCAUAGCAUCCCCUUCACUUGUUAGGGCGACUCCACGCCUCCUUUGCACAGCAGCCCAUCAGAAAAGCUCAGUGCCUGGGACUGAAGAAGAGAACGGGACUCCGAAACCAGAGCCCAGUGCAGCUGAGAAAGCCUUCAUAGAAGAAAAGACACAACUGGAAGAACAGCUAAAAGAUGUUACGGAUAAAUACAAGCGGGCGCUAGCAGACACUGAGAACCUUAGGCAAAGGAGUCAAAAGAUGAUUGAUGAUGCUAAGCUUUAUGGAAUCCAGGGCUUCUGUAAAGAUCUCUUGGAGGUGGCUGACAUCUUGGAGAAGGCAACAGAAAGCGUACCAAAAACUGAAAUAUCUACUGCAAAUCCACACCUGAAAAAUCUUUAUGAUGGCCUUGUAAUGACUGAGGUGCAGAUCCAAAAGGUCUUCCAAAAACACGGCCUUGUUAAGCUUAACCCUGAUGGUCAGAAAUUUGACCCUUAUGAGCAUGAGGCUGUGUUUCAUGCACCUAUGGAGGGCAAGGAGGCAGGUACCAUAGCUGUAGUUACUAAAGUAGGCUACAAGCUGCACGGCCGUACUCUACGGCCUGCUCUGGUGGGUGUAGUCAAAGCCCCCUAACUGGUCGUACACACUAUGAUGGGUUUGUGGUUUGGGUCAACUGAUCGAUUUCUGUAAAUUAGCUGGUCUUAGGCUCCACUGAUUGUUUUUUUGUAUUUGUUUUGUUUUUGUUAAAUGUGCCUCUGAGAGGUGAAAUCCAAUAUAUUGACAACUGAAGGACAAUGCCAGACUGAUCUUUGUGAUUAAUAAUGAAUCAGUAAAAAAAAAAAAAAAAUAUAGUUAUUGGGUAUAAUAUAAGAGUUGAGUGUGUAUGAGGUAGAAGAUUCACAGAAUCUUUGAUUGGAUGCAUCAGUAUUCUCUGUAGGAUCAUCACCUUUCCAGGGAUCCAAAGAAACGGAAGCUUUUGAAGAAUCUUAAGCUUUUAAAGAAACACUGCAGCAUAUUACAUUAUUGAACAUAUUUUCUUAUACUUAUUUGCUCUUACAUUAAUUGCUUUACUGAAGAACGUUACCAGUCUGGUGAUAUCCAUGACAGCAGUUGUUAGAUUCCACUUUCGCUGUCAGUGUAAUGCGUUUUUUUCAAUUUGUAUGAGAAAAUAAUUAGUCUUCUUUACAGGACUUGGAGUAA